GGUGCACAACAGUUGUGUAACUGUUGUGCAUCCCAUGUGUCUAUAAACCUGCACAAUAGUUGCACAACUGUUGUGCAUGAGUCUUUUCUCUAAAAGGUCAUUAGUAACUACAAUGUUAGACGGGAGUAUGUUACAUGUACAUAAGAAAGCCGAAUCUCAUAAUUAAAGGAGUUUUUUUUUAAUGAAUAAACUAAGGAAUAUGUUGGUUAUUGACAUUAAGAUUUAAGACGAGAUUAUAGUGAAAAGUAGAGAAGAGAGCAAUUCAGUCUCUCUCUCUCUCCCCCAAGAAACUGCUAUGUUUUUUCUUUACCUCGUAUAUUAUAUUCAACUGGUUACAAGCUAAAUGUGGAACUGGAACAUGAUAUUUGUGCUCUCUCCCCCUACUCUCGUGAAUCCUAAGGCCCAUCAUCCCAUCCAUCCAUCCAUCCAUAACGUUAUUCACCCAACUCCUUGCACUUCCCAUGUGCCCUUGCUUCACCUUGCUCGAAUCAAACCGUUUUAGACCCUGCCCACUCUCUUUGGUUCAUGGCUUAAAAUCACGUCUCCAGAACCUAAUUUGCAUGAAUGAAGAUUAAAGAUUUCCGAGCUCUUGAUUACAGUGUAUAUGUGUAAGCUAGAUAAAGAGAUGAAGCAGUGUAAGGUGACUGUGUUCGUAAAAGAACUCUCCAUCCGUAUUAGAAGAGUUAAAGGAAGAAGUUUACAUGUUACAACCACCAUUUUCUUCGGUUUGUCCUUAGCGUUUUUCGUAAUGAUACUAGGAAUUUUCAUCAACAAUCGUGCUAGAAAAUUCCUAUCCUCCAAUGAGUUUUACCUCCCGCAACCCACUACAUUUUAUCCAAUGUCACCUUCGCCUUCAUGUUCUUCUUCAUCUGCUCCCUCCUUGAGUGACUGGAUAGCUCCCAAGGAGCUAUCACAUUCGAUGAGCGAUGAGGAGCUAAUGUGGAGAGCAUCAAUGGUGCCACAUCUGGAAACGUUCCCCUACAAUCGGACGCCAAAGGUGGCAUUCAUGUUCUUAACCAGGGGGAGAUUGCCGUUGGCACUGCUAUGGGAAAAGUUCUUCAAGGGACAUGCUGGGUUCUACUCAAUUUACCUCCAUAAUUCCUCAGAACUCAAUAAUAAGCCACUGGAAUCCUCAGCGUUUUUCAACCGGAGAAUACCAAGCAAGCCAGUGGAAUGGGGACGUGCCACAAUGAUGGAUGCAGAGAGGCGCCUAUUAGCCAAUGCCCUACUUGACUUCUCCAAUGAGAGAUUUGUGUUACUCUCUGAAACAUGCAUCCCUCUAUUCAACUUUACAACAAUUUACAGCUACCUCAUAAACUCCAACCAAAGUUUUGUUGGCUCGUUCGAUGACCCACGACAGAUGGGUCGUGGUCGUUACAAUAAACGAAUGUGGCCAACCAUAUUACUGUCCGAUUGGCGUAAAGGCAACCAGUGGUUCGAAGUUCACCGGCGGCUGGCUGUAGAGAUAGUAUCAGAUGUGAAAUACUACCCCAUUUUUGAGAACCAUUGCAGGCCUCCAUGUUAUAUGGAUGAGCACUACUUGGCAACCCUUGUGACCAAAACUCACCCGGACAUGAACUCGAACAGGAGCAUUACAUGGGUUGAUUGGUCCAGAGGUGGGUCGCACCCUACAAGGUUCGUGGGGAAGGAUGUGUCCGAAACGUUUCUGAAUGCGGUGAGACAUGGGUUUAAUUGUAGUUAUAAUGGUCGCACGACCACAAUUUGCUUCCUUUUUGCGAGGAAGUUUCAACCAAACACUCUAGAGCCUUUGCUAAGGAUAGCCCCAACACUGCUUGGGUUUAAUCCUUAGGAGAAUUGUAUGGCCGACGAAACAUGUCGCACAUUGGGAGAAAAUCAUGAAUAUCGUGACCGUACGGUCCGCACCACAAGGAUAUAUAUAAAAUUAUUUGGCUGAGCCAUGCC
Messenger RNA from Alnus glutinosa, 1923 nucleotides. Its product is annotated as glycosyltransferase BC10-like. Gene Ontology annotation, cellular component: membrane. NCBI's taxonomy places the organism in Eukaryota, Viridiplantae, Streptophyta, Magnoliopsida, Fagales, Betulaceae. The coding region runs from base 605 to 1810 and encodes 401 amino acids. Gene Ontology annotation, molecular function: glycosyltransferase activity. The record is from RefSeq and is a predicted model, not a curated record. The transcript has 2 exons.